Alosa sapidissima (American shad) is the source of this 6628-nucleotide messenger RNA. RefSeq names its product FERM and PDZ domain containing 3 (gene frmpd3). Gene Ontology annotation, biological process: signal transduction. Lineage: Eukaryota; Metazoa; Chordata; Actinopteri; Clupeiformes; Clupeidae. Gene Ontology annotation, molecular function: protein binding. The transcript is spliced from 17 exons. The coding region runs from base 513 to 5843 and encodes 1776 amino acids. The record is from RefSeq and is a predicted model, not a curated record. Gene Ontology annotation, cellular component: cytoskeleton.
UCCACCCUCCUCUUCUCCUCCUCUCCUCCUCCUCCUCUUCUGUAUCUCUCCCUCCCCUUCCUUUCACCUGACACUUGUCCGCGCGUCUCUCUCUCUCUCUCCCCCUUUUACUCUCCCAUUCGCCCUGAUCUGGAGGGGCCAUGGCAACCGGCGUCCGCUCCCUGUAAUGGAUGAAGGAGCCCUGGAGGAAACGGCUGAGGCACGAGAACACCUCUGGGGGCUGUAGGGGCUGCUUACAGUUACAGCCACACUGAUAUGGUCCCAGCGUUCUACCCACCACCACCACCACCGCUACCACCACCACUGCCGCUACCACCGCUGCUGGGUUUGUUGCUGUGGCCGGUCCUCUGAAGGCAAGGCGACAGGAGAGCAAGUGUGUGUGACCCUUGAGAGAGUGAGAACUUCCACAGGCCACACUGAACCCAGAGACCAGAAAAAACGUGAAUGAGUGCGCUACAGGCAGCGGAGCUUAACCUGAGCCUGCUCCCCAUCCUCCCUUCUCCUCUCAGGGGAUGGCCAAGGUCCAGGAUGGACACACACCAGAAUGUGACAGCCCUGCGAUGUUAGAGGAGAGCCGUGAUGGAGUGAACAACGCUAGCCUGACAGCCGGCUCAGCUCGACAGGUCUACGUUCAGCGUCACCACACACACGGUUUCGGAUUCAUCGCAGGCAGCGAACGACCCGUCGUUGUACGCUCCAUCUCAGCAGACGGCCCUUCAGACGGAAAACUCCUACCGGGGGAUCAGAUCUUGGCCAUCAACGGCGAGCCGGUUCACGACGCUGCCAGGGAAAGAGUCAUAGACCUUGUAAGACGGUGUAAAGACUCUAUAGUGCUCACGGUUAUCCAGCCUCAGCAGUCUCCUAAAUCUGCCUUCAUAAGUGCAGCCAAGAAAGCACGCCUGCGAACCAACCCCCCAAAAGUGCGCUUUUCUGAGCAAGUGUCAAUCAGCGACCCAGACUCAACAAUGCUCAAAGACGAUUCUUUACUCCUCAUACCAAAUGUGCUGAAGGUGUUCCUGGAGAAUGGACAAAUCAAGUCGUUUACAUUUGACAGCCGGACCACGGUUAGGGAUGUGAUAUCGUCCCUGCAGGACCGCCUGUCUCUGCGCUACAUCGAGCAUUUCGCACUGGUUCUGGAGUCCGGAGGAUUGGACCAGAACCAGAGACUGCAUCUGCUACAGGAGCAUCAGCCUCUGUCUCACGUUGUGCACAGGACCUACUUCCAGGGGAUGAGGUGUCUUUUCCGGAUCUGUUUCUUUCCGAAAGACCCUGCAGACUUGCUGAGGAGAGAUCCUGCUGCGUUUGAGUACCUCUAUAUACAGAGUCGCAAUGACGUCAUCAAAGAGCGCUUUGGCACGGACUGGAAGUCGGAGGUCACACUGAGACUGGCGGCCCUCCACAUUUUCAUCACCGUUUCCAUAGCGAGGCCCAAUCAGAAGAUCUCCCUCAAACAUGUUGAGAAAGAAUGGGGUCUUGAACCCUUCCUCCCCCUCACCCUCCUCCCCACAGUCAAGGAGAAGAACGUCUGCAAGACUCUUUCCCAGCUCCUGAAGACCUAUCAGCAUCCUCCCCCAGCUGGUAAUAAGGUUCCCCCGCUCCAGGGAAAGCUUCAGUACAUGCGCGUCCUGAACGACCUUCCACCUUUCGGAGGCCUGCUUUUCCACACGGUUGGCCUGGACGAGAAGCACUCGGCCACAACUCUGUUAGUGGGGCCGCGGCACGGAAUCAGCCACGUAAUUGACCUGAAGAACAACCUGACCACAGUCCUGGCAGAGUUCAGCCGGGUGGCAAAGGUCCAGUUGUUUCGGGAGCACCAAGGAGUGGCAAGAGUGGAGGUCACCAUUCUGGAAGCGAAGCCACUGGUGUUGCUGAUGGAGUGGCCUGAUGCCUCGAAUUUUGCCUGUCUGAUCUCCGGCUACUACAAGCUCUAUGUGGACCCCAAACGCACUGUCUACUACCGGACACCUGGUCAGUCUCAUAUGAUCAAGGCAGAUUACAGAAGUGCCCAUGCUCACUCAAGGCCCUCGGGUGCAACGGGUUCAAGCAGCGGUGGCGGUGGCGGAGGAGGAGGGAGUAGUCGGCGAGGCGAAGAGAGGGAAGGGCUGUCCCGAGAGCCGUCCCAGAAGGCGUCCUCCAGCUCAGCCUCGCAGCUCCCCCCGCCAUCAUCGCAACACCUGGGCCUCUGCCACGUCCACCUGCGGGAACAGCAGCAGCUUCGGGAGUUGCAGCAGCAGGCCGAGGAGCAGCUGGACAUCAACCAGAACCUCGUCUCACAGAGCCGCUGCCGCACCAAGUCCGACCCCACGCUCAAGAGCACCGAGGCCAUCAUCGCUCGCCCAGAAAGUCCCGCGGAGAGAGAAGAGGAGGGGGGCGGUGGCGGAGGCGCGGGCUUCAGGAGCCGGGCGAAGACCUUGGAGCGCCCGCACCGUUCUGGACGUUUCUUCUGCGACUCCUGUAAGGCCAGGCUCAAGGCUGAGGGUCUGAUGGUGGAGGACAGUCGAAGCAGUGGGAGCUCCGGGAAGCAGUGCUCCAGUGCCUGUGCCUCACGAGACGCAGAUGUUGUGGACCUCAUGGCCCUGCCUCUGCCCGGCAGCGAUGACGACGAGGAGAUGGAAGAGGACGCUGUCGGAAAACUGCAGCCUCCGCCUCCUGCCAUUGCCGCUCCUCCCCCGGGGUUUCGGGAUAACAGCUCCGACGAGGACGACCCGAAUAAAAACCGUAAGGCUACUGCCAAAGCGGAGGGCACCACAAAAGCAACAGCUGCCACGGCAACUAUGACAACAACCACAUCAGCAGCAGUAGUGGCAGAGGCUUCAGCAGUAGCAGCAACAGCUGCUGUCACCGCGGGAACAGUGGGAGCGACUCCGCAGGAAGUCCCAGUGACUCUGAUUGAUAACGUGGCCACCAGGACAGUGCGGGACCAUGCCCAGGAGCUGGAUGAUGCGUUAGUCUCCACCCUGCAAGCCCUGGAGGCUCUGGCAGCCUCUGAGGACUAUCCCCACCACCACCACCACCACCACCAGCAAACCCCUCAAACCGCAGGGUUAAUAGUGCUGGCAGCGAUCACCCCCGAGUCAUCACUCGACUCUGGGCAUGAGACCAACUCCUCUGAGCUGACGGAUGUGUCUGAAAUGGUGUCUGCCAUGAAACAGCAUCAGAACCAAGCUUACCUGCUGGCCCACCACAUCAACAAGGAGCGCAUCUUCAGCCGCAGAGACUUCCCGCUGGCCAUCCCUGGCUGCACUGCCCAGACUCUGGGUAGCGGGGCCUUUUCCAUGACACAGAUCCGUGGCGGCUGCCCACCGAAACAGGUGAUCCUGAGCAAAACUGUGCCCUUGAAGGUCAGCCCCAGUCAAGGACCAGGGUCUCCCUGUCCUCCGGGCGAGCAGAGCAAAACCCAAGAUCAUCCACAGACUGAGGCGGAUACAGGAAAGCCUGCAAAGCCAGAGCCUGUGAAGUCAAGCACGACUGCAUCCCCCUCUCCUCUGCCCUCCCAGCAACAGAAAGUUGUUGAACAGGUGGAUGUGUCCACUGGCGGGAAAAUUCAGAAAGUAUCAGAGGGUAAACUGAGUCCUAACACUUCGGAGAGCAUCAAAGGGAAAAUUUCUGGACAGGUGAGUCCAGAGGUGACCAACAAAGCCUUACCCAUCCUUUUGCCUGUAGAUAGAAUCGCUUCUGCCAAGCUUAGUCCCACGGAAAUGUGCCAAGAUGCCGAGACUGCCUCUAGUGAGACCAUCAAGCCUUCAAGCUUUAAGGGCCUGCUGCCAGUUGACGACCUCUUCUGCACAUGCCCAGUGAGGCCUGAGCCGGGGCCCCAAUUGAGACUGAAGGACCCCCAGACCCAAAAGGUGAUGGUGUUCCACUCCUCCUCACCCACUGAUGAUGAAAGACUUCGUGCCAAGGGACUGCAACUGGCAAGCUGCAAAGAGACCACAGUGCGGACAUCAGAUCCUAGUUUAGCCAAGCCUAGUAUCCACCCGCCACCUAAAUAUUCUCCUCACAUUCCAGUGAAAACGGAACGCAAAGAGACACCUGACGACAAAUCUGAGAGCAAAGUCCUCCCAGAGCAACAGAAAAGUCUUGCCAAAUCCUCCUUACCUGUCCUGGUGGAAACAACACACAUAACUACCUGCGGGGAAAAGGGUGCAACCAUCCCCGGGGCUGAGCGCAAAAAGCAAAGCAGCAGUAGGAGCAAGUCCCAGCGCAGCGCACCGUUCCAGAGCUUCAGGAACCUGAUCUCGGCCACUUUCCCGGCGCGUCUGCGCCGCGAGACGGACGAGCGGCGGGCGCAGCUGCAGAAGGUGCGGCAGUACGAGCUCGAGUUCCUGGAGGAGCUCCUCAAGCCCAAGACGUCGCAGGGCGAGUUUUUGCCCCAGGGGUCCUCGCCCGUCCCUGGAGGCACUCCGUGUGCCUGCCAGCUGCGCACGAGUCCUGUGCAGAAAGUCCCGGGCAUCUCUCGGGAACAGAGGCGCAGCUGCGACUGCAAGAGGAUAUGUCGUGGGAUGAGGCUACCCGACACGCCGGUGGGGUCCUCCAUGGAGCCUCGCGGUGGGAGAGAGAGGCCGAUUUCCAAAACACCCCCUGCCAUUCCCAAGGCUCCCCAUAGCCAAGGCGCACCGCGGAGACCUCAGACGCUAGAGAUCAAGACCACCAGAAUCCGCUCCACCAGCCUGGAGUCUCGAGAACUUCGAGACACGCCCAUUUCCUGUUUGCCCACCUGCACUUCCCGCCCCGAGUGUAUGGGGGCGCCGCAAUACAAGAAACUCCAGCGAAGGUACAGCAUUGGCGAGCUGGACAACAACAGUGACAGCACACCUCUCUAUGCUGAGGUGAAAUCCACCAAGGCCAAAAGCUUGGAGAAAGAGAUGGAAAGAGUCAGGGCAACAGGACUCAGACUACCGACCCCGGUAGAGCCCAUUCACACUCAAGGUAGUGAGACGAAAAAGAAAGGCGUCUUCUUUAUCCAGGGAGAGGAGAUUGUGCGUGAGACCCGGGAGGGGACCAGCGAGGUGCUGUUGGCAAUACCCAGUGAAGGCAGCAGUGACGACCGGGAGAAGUGCUGCUCAUUCUGCUUUUGCUACCGCAAGUGUGAGGCUGCCGACUCGAGCAGUGAGAAGGACGAGCUCUCGUACUCUGUCCCUCUGCAAGUCCUGCCCGGCAUGCAACUGGACUCCCGCACCAUGCCGGUGGUCAGCAAAACCUUACAGGUGCUCGACGCAGAGGACUGUAGCGGAGAGGAGGAGGAGGAGGAGGAGGAGGAGGAAGAGGAGCCCCAGACACAGGAGAUCGACCUGCGUGCCUGCAGCAGUCUGGAAGCCAGCUUGGCACGAGUGCAGUCCCUGCAGGACAAGACGUUCUGCCUGCCCGACGGCUUCCUCAUUGCGCAACUGGAUGCCAACGAGCUGCUGGCCAUUCUCCGGCAGUGCGCCAACAGCCCCCAGAUAGAGGGCGAGCCCCGCAUGCCCGCUGCCCGGCUGGCGGAGUACAAGCAAGAGCUGGCCGUGCGCUUCAAGGAGUUCCGCGCGUCGUGCCGGCGCGUGGCGAGCGUGGAGAAGAGCCCCACGCGCAUGCUCAGCGCCGUCACCGCCAGCUUCCAGGUGCUGUGCAACCUGACGCAGACGUUCAUCCGGCUGGUGCACGGCAUACGCUCCGAGACCCAGCGGCUGCAGCUGCUGCGGAAAGUGGAGGAGGUGGCGGUCAACUACACGCUGCUCCUCCGGGCAGCCGAGGAGGCCAUGGGACACUCCAGCAGCCUCCCCAACAAGAGUGCCAGCCCGCAAGCGCCUGCUGCCACGAACGCAGGCUCCCUCCCACGCUCCAUCAAAACCUUGCCCACCAAGUGAAGCCCAUGAACAUGAACAUCCCCCACAUCCCCUCCACACAAAGGGAGUCCUUAAGGACAGGGAUCUGAGAACCCACAAAGUGGCUAUCGCCGCUGCUGGGGGAGCUCACCGGGUCAUAUCUCAGUUAUUGUUUACAUUUGUUUUUACAGGACAUAGUAGGAUAAAGUGCAGAUUCAUUCUCAUUAAACUGCUCCACACUAUGUUUACAGGGGGGUGUCCAGCACAGUUGCCUCCCCCCCUCCCCACCCCACCCCACCUCCUCCAUGUUGUUUCCUACCGAGGGACACCUGUGUAUCCUGUCCUGUGUAUCCAGUUCGGGGAACAGUUCUGUCUCUAACUUUCUUAUUUUAUCUCCCUCACCACUGGAUGAUAAACAGGGCUAAUGAUUGCAUUUCACCACUUGCUUCAAGGGGCUAGCAAACAGAGGGUUUUGUACUUACUGUAUCUAAAUGUAUGUAAUUAAUUGAUUAAUUUAUUAUUAAUUAAUUUUAUUUAUUUUUGAAGGCAAGAGAAAAGAUUAUUUAUGGGAGGACAGGAGAUCAUUGUCAUUUUCAUGAUGAAAUUAUAGUAUUCAAGACUUAUAAUGAAUUAAAAUGAAUUUACUCCUACGAUGUACCCUAAACAGAAUCACUGCAGAGACUGUCAGAUAGUGCAUUAUGUGGAUUAGGUAGUGCCAAAUAUUGAUUCUUUGGUGACGUGUUUGUACGAUUGUUACUUUUAAAAUCACUGCUUACUGUUGUGAUACCACAAAAGAGCACUCUGCUGCAAGAGCAGAAUCAUUCACA